AUGCCCUCUGGGAAAGUCGCUGCGGGGCGGUUACCGAGUCAUACACAACUCAUUGAGUUCUUCAACAUUACUAUACCUAGCCAUCCUCAGGACAUUCCUCUCCAAUACCACGUGCCACGAUGGCCCCGUUACGAUCCCGAUGUGGUUUUCGUGCGUGACAUUGUUCUUAGCAUCACACCGACCCUUGGCGUGUAUGACAAGCUGAACCACCUGGCCAGAGGCCGACAGAAGGCUGUAUGUUUUCUCCACCGACCAUUUCAGCUGGACCGCCGCGCACUACCUAGGGGUUCACUUGUUCUGGCAAACCACAAGCGCUUCGACGAGUUGCUGACUACUGGCUACAACACGGCACUCGCAACGCGGUUGACCGUUGAUGUCGGCCGGUCAUUCUGUAUACAAGGCUACAAGGGAGAUCCAGACCGACGCAUUGGCAUCGUUGGCCCACUGGGAGCCGCCCAGCCACUCAAGGUGCUGGCAAGUACGAUUGGGGCCGAAGUCGGCAUGGCAGAGCUUUACCCAGGUAGCGAUGUCUCUCCAGUAGAGGUGCGUGCCAUGGCUAUAAUGAACGCAUUUGGCCCGGAUGAGGUGGCUCGCGUGUUAGCCGGAGCUGAGGAGCAUGGGCUGACGCCGGCCGGCGAUGCGUCGGGUCUGCUAUACCUCACCGGACAGCCCCGAGAGCUCGGUCUCGAGGCGGCAAAGGUUGCUAACAUGCCGGCCAUUUGUGUAGGGCACCGCCCAGCGGAGGAAUGGGGGAUCCGCUAUUUGGCCCAUCUAUUACGGGAGUCAUGGCCGCAAUUGGCGGUGCAUGUAGUCAUGGAGGAGGAGUCUUUGGCUACAGGCGAGUCUGAGCCAGAAAUCACUGCUGGUGCGACGGAAGUUGGCAUUGCUUCCGGGUAG
Molecule: messenger RNA, 897 nt
Organism: Pestalotiopsis fici W106-1
Lineage: Eukaryota; Fungi; Ascomycota; Sordariomycetes; Amphisphaeriales; Sporocadaceae
Exons: 1
Coding region: 1-897 (298 amino acids)
Source: RefSeq, a predicted model, not a curated record